This is a messenger RNA of Sinocyclocheilus grahami, 1953 nucleotides long. It is a transcript of the gene capn3b, whose product is annotated as calpain 3b. Gene Ontology annotation, molecular function: calcium-dependent cysteine-type endopeptidase activity; calcium ion binding. Lineage: Eukaryota; Metazoa; Chordata; Actinopteri; Cypriniformes; Cyprinidae. Gene Ontology annotation, cellular component: cytoplasm. Gene Ontology annotation, biological process: proteolysis; negative regulation of apoptotic process. Bases 106 to 1881 code for a protein of 591 amino acids. The transcript is spliced from 18 exons. The record is from RefSeq and is a predicted model, not a curated record.
GUGAGCAUGUGUGCAUGUGUGUGAACCGGUGUAGAUACUGAUUGAAUAUUGAUACUGAGCCCUAUUCAUUCAUCGCUUCUUUGGCAUCUGUCAUCAAAUAGCAAUAUGGCAGAAGAACAAAAGUUCUCAGAAACAUCUGUCCAACUGACUGAGGCCGCUCCACAGACUGUGGGCAGUGGUUUUACUGCCCCGGGAAACAUUUAUUCAGCCAUUUUAAGUCGCAACGAGACUGUUAAAGAUGCUAGGCGUCUCAAGGACUUUCAGGAGCUCAGAGACAAAUAUGUACUCAAGAAAGUGCUGUUUGAAGACCCGCUGUUCCCUGCUGAGGAUUCCUCUCUCUUUUACAGUGAAAAGUUCCCUCUAAAGCUUGAAUGGAAGCGCCCGUCGAGGGUGGUUCCUCAUGACCAGAGCUUCACUGAAAACUAUGCUGGCAUUUUCCAUUUCCAGUUCUGGCGCUAUGGGGAGUGGGUGGAUGUGGUUGUGGAUGAUCGACUUCCUACAUACAAAAAUCAGUUGGUGUUCACCAGGUCUGGACAGAAGAAUGAAUUUUGGAGUGCUCUUCUGGAGAAGGCAUAUGGUAAACGCAAGGAUGGUAAAGACCUAAUGAUCCGUCUGGUUCGUGUGCGAGACCCCUGGGGAGUUGCCCCCCCUCCUGCCUGUAAGUCUAAUGACUGGGCUGCACUAGCCACAUCUGAGCAAGACAAGGAGAGACUCCGGCCUACAGAGCAAGGGGAGUUCUGGAUGUGCUUUGAGGAAUUUAAGAAGAACUUCACCAAACUGGAGAUUUGUAAUGUCACCCCAGACACUCUUGAGGAUGACCAGAUGCUCAAGUGGAAUGUGACCACACAUGAUGGCCGAUGGGUGAAAGGCUGCUCUGCUGGUGGCUGCAGAAACUUUCCGGAUACAUAUUGGACAAACCCUCAAUUCCGCCUGGUUCUUCUGGAGACGGAUGCUAAAGAGAAGACCUGCACGGUGGUGGUGGCAUUAAUGCAGAAGGGCAGAAGAAAAGAGCGCUGCUCAGGUGCCACCCUACACAACAUUGGGUUCGCCAUCUAUGAGGUUCCUAAAGAGAUGAAGGGCAACCAACAACAGCUGCCAAAGGAUUUCUUCCUGUAUAAUGCUUCCACAGCUCGCUGCAAGUCUUAUGUCAACAUGCGUGAGGUGACGGAGCGUUUCUGCCUGAAACCGGGCGAGUAUGUCAUUAUUCCAUCCACCUUCGAUCCCCACAAGGAAAGCGAGUUUCUGCUCAGAGUCUUCUCUGAAAGCAGGAGCACCUCAGAGGUUAUAGAUGCAGAGAUUGAGGUGGAACCUGUGACGGAUGUCAAGAAGAAAAUCAAGCCAUUUGAGGAGGAAGAGACUGAAGAGGAAAAACAGUUCAGAGCCAUCUUUCAGCAGAUAGCUGGAGAUGACAUGCAGAUUAAUGCCAAUGAACUCAGAACCGUCCUUAACAGAGUGGUUGCCAAAUAUAAAGAGUUGAAAACAGAGGGUUUCAGUCUGGAGAGCUGUAGAAGUAUGAUCGCACUUAUGGAUACUGAUGGGACAGGCCACCUAAACCUGCAAGAGUUUAAUCACUUAUGGAACAAGAUUAAAAAGUGGAAGCUGGUGUUCACACGUUAUGACACAGACAAAUCCAGUACGAUCAGCAGUUUUGAAAUGAGGAAUGCUCUUACUGAAGCAGGUUUUCAACUCAACAAUCAGCUGUAUGACAUUAUUUGUAUGCGAUACGCCAAUGAACACAUGGAGUUGGAUUUCGACAGCUACAUUAGCUGCUUAGUGCGACUCGAGGGAAUGUUCAGGGCAUUCAGAGCCUUUGACAGGGAUGGAGAUGGCAUUAUCAAGCUCAAUGUUUUUGAGUGGCUUCAACUGACCAUGUAUGCCUAAAGACACAAACACAGAUAUAAGGUCAGCCUGGUGGAAAGUGAGUGGUCUUUUCCCAUUUUCAACUUCCAUUAA